Messenger RNA from Neopsephotus bourkii (Bourke's parrot), 2433 nucleotides. It is a transcript of the gene SOX18, whose product is annotated as SRY-box transcription factor 18. The coding region runs from base 250 to 1515 and encodes 421 amino acids. The record is from RefSeq and is a predicted model, not a curated record. The transcript has 2 exons. Gene Ontology annotation, biological process: vasculogenesis; lymphangiogenesis; angiogenesis. NCBI's taxonomy places the organism in Eukaryota, Metazoa, Chordata, Aves, Psittaciformes, Psittacidae. Gene Ontology annotation, molecular function: DNA-binding transcription factor activity, RNA polymerase II-specific; RNA polymerase II cis-regulatory region sequence-specific DNA binding.
UUUUUUUUUUUGGGGGGGAAAAAAGGGGGGAAAAGAAAAAUAAUAAAAAUAAAAGAGGAAAACCAAAAAACCCCCAAGAAAAGAAACCAAAACAAAGCGAGCGAGCGCAGGCUUCCCCUCGGAGCGCAGGCGAGGGCGGCGAGCGGAGGGGCUGCUGCGCGGCGGCUGCUGGACCCGGUGGGACGCGGCGGGACCCGGUUCUUUCUCCGGCACCCGGUCGGGUCGGACACAAAGUGCUGUCCAGCUGGAAUGAAUAUAUCUGAGUCUAACUACUGCCGAGAGGAGAUAUCGCAACCCCGGGGCGACUGUUCAUGGGUCACCGCCGCCGUGCCGGCCGCUGAGCCCGGGCUCGCCUUCCCUCGCCCCCCGGGAGCCGCGUCCCCCGCCAGCCGCACGCCCAGCCCCGAGCCCGGCUUCGCCUUCGGCUCCGGCCCCGGCGGCGCGGCCCCCGGUGCGGCCCCCGGCGCGGCCCCGAGCCGCUCGCCCAGCCCCGAGCCGGGCUAUGGAUACAGCCCCCCGGCGGGCCGCGCCGAGGGCAAGGCCGGAGAGGACUCCCGCAUCCGCCGGCCCAUGAACGCCUUCAUGGUCUGGGCGAAGGAUGAGCGCAAGCGGCUGGCGCAGCAGAACCCCGACCUGCACAACGCCGUGCUCAGCAAGAUGCUGGGCCAGUCAUGGAAAGCGCUGAGCGCCAGCGACAAGCGUCCCUUCGUGGAAGAGGCCGAGCGGCUGCGCAUCCAGCACCUCCAGGAUCACCCCAACUACAAGUACCGCCCAAGGAGAAAGAAGCAAGCCAAGAAAAUCAAGAGGAUGGAACCCAAUAUCCUCCUGCAUAACCUUUCCCAGCCUUGCAGUGACAACUUCAGCAUGAGUCACCACGGUGGCAGCCAGCCGGGCCACCCCCAGCCUCCCCCACUUAACCACUUCAGAGAACUCCACUCCAUGGGGUCGGAUAUUGAAAACUAUGGCUUGCCAACUCCUGAGAUGUCUCCCUUGGAUGUCUUGGAACAGACCGAGCCGGCGUUUUUCCCUCCGCACAUGCAGGAUGACUGCAACAUGAUGCCCUUUCGCGGCUACCACCACCAUCACCAGAUGGAGUUUCCCCAGGAGAAGUGCAUGGGGCGGGACGUGGCGGUGCCCUACGCGCAGACCCCUUCGCACUUGGCCGACGCCAUGAGGACUCCCCAUCCUUCCAGCAUAUACUACAACCAGAUGUGCUCGGGAACUCAGAACGGGCUUUCUGCCCACCUGGGCCAGCUCUCACCCCCUCCUGAAGCCCAUCACAUGGAGAGCGUGGAUCACUUGAACCAAACCGAGCUGUGGACAGACGUUGACCGCAAUGAGUUUGACCAGUAUUUGAACAUGAGCAGGACUCGUCCCGAAGCCUCGGGACUCCCUUACCAUGUCUCCCUGUCCAAAGUGACUCCUAGAAGCAUCUCCUGCGAGGAGAGCAGCUUGAUAUCUGCCUUGUCCGAUGCCAGCAGCGCUGUCUACUAUAGCCCAUGCAUCACCGGUUAGGUUGGCCCCACCACCCGAUGCUCGCAAUGGAGAGGCCCGACUCUCCUCUAGAAACAAAAAGCCAUCCUCCUUUAACCACGAGCUCCAUCAUAUUUAGAGUAUCUCAUUAAAUGCAUCGCUUUCUUUUUGGUUCUUUUCCUUCUCUUUUAAAUUUUAUUCCUAUUUUUUAUGGGUUUUUUUAAGACAAAACUCCAUGCUGAACUCACUGAUAUACCAUAUAACUAUAUAACACAGAUAGACGCCUUUCCCAAGCACUCGCCUGCCUUCCCGCAUCCCGCUCCAGCCCUCGGCAGGGCGUACCUGUAGCUCCUACCAGCUCCAAGGGGCAUUUUUAAGCCAAUUCCAAUGAAUCCUGCCUGAAACAACCACCACCAGCAUGAGCCGAAGCGAUCUGCUCCCGAUAUUUAACCCAAGGGCAGGAAAACUUGUGGAGGGAGGGGAAAACCAUCACUUUUAGGAAGACUUUGCUGGGGCCAUUAAAGGGUCGGCGCCCGUUAGGGGUGGGCUUUAGGACAGUUUUUACUGUAUUCUCAGCAAUAUAUUUUAAUUGGGCAACAAAAGUAUAUUUUUACUAAGCAUUUUUAUAUAUAAAAUGGUAUUUAAUGUCUUUUGGGGUGUCGGGGUUGGUUUUUUAUUAGACUUUUUCAAAAGAAAUCAAGGGAUAUCCAUGAGAUCUAAAGCAUUUAUGUAGCAAAGCUGGAUUUAAAAAGGGGAAAAAACGAAAGGGGAAAAGGGGGAAAAAGGGGGAGAAAGAAAAAAAAAAGGAGAUAUUUUGUGGAAAAGGGAAUAUCAAUGUAAAUAUUGUGGAACAAUCGACUGGAAUUUUUGUACAAAAGGGAACUACGACUGCAAACACUUUUUCUUGUAUGGAGAGCAAACUGUUUUAUACUGGUUAAUUAUUAAAACAUCUUCAUCUAA